GCUUCCUGUGGCUUCUGCUUCCUGCAUGUUGACGGCGCCAAAGCUGCCGUCUCCUUACUGCUGGUCUAUGACAUGACUUUAAAAUAUUUCAUUUGCCACUGAUCCGUGAUCCGUCGGCACGGUCGCCGGGGCGAGCAGAAGGAGAAAUAUAUCUGCUGUUGUUUCUGUUCUGCUUUUAUUUAUCUCUGGGAUUGGACACCGUAGAGAGGAAGAGCGCAGCCAGUAUUCUGAGUAUGUACAUGACGAAUGCAGAGCUUCUCAGCAACAGAGACCGACCGUGAGGUAUCGCAGUAUCACAAACUCAGUGAUGAUCGUGGGAACAGAUGGAGCGAGCAACACGACAAGUGCAAACCCAGACAGCAUUAAUAGAUUUUCAGCCCGAACGUCACAGAGCUGCAUCACGCCCCAUGAUUCAGGCAGCACCAGACGAGUGGUGCUUCACAGACGAGAGGAGGAUGUGAGCGUGGUGCUGCUGGUGAAACCCCACAGGAGCGCGAGGCUCGAGUUAGUGAAUGCAUCGUUCUGCUUCAGUGACGAUCGACUCGGGCCUGGGGAGGUGGAGCUGGAUGCAGAGCACCAACAGAGAGUCCCUGGGACCGAGCAGGGGGGGGUCCCCACCCCCCAGGUCAAGCUGAAAGAGAGGCAGAAGUUCUUCGAGGAGGCUUUCCAGCAAGACAUGGAGCAGUACCUGUCUACUGGCUACCUGCAGAUCGCCGAGAGGAGAGAGCCAAUAGGAAGCAUGUCGUCGAUGGAGGUGAACGUGGACAUGCUGGAGCAGAUGGACCUGAUGGACAUGUCCGACCACGAGGCCUUGGACGUGUUCCUGCAUUCUGGAGGCGAGGACAACAGCGCCGCCUCACCUGUCGCAGGUCCUGAUGUUGAGUCCUUCACCACAGAGAUCAGCCUCCAGGUUCCCACGCAGGCUGAGCUCCGUCACAAGCUUUCGUCCCUUUCAUCCACUUGCACUGAAUCAGCCAGUCAGGACACAGAGGCGGGGGAGGAGGAGGAGGACGAGGAGGAGGAGGAGGAGGCGGCCGCGGAGCAAGCGGGGGGCGGCGUCGGGGGGUCUGGAGGAGGGAGGAGGAAAAGGCCCCCAGUGGUGGUGACCCAGGACGAGGAGGAGGUGCAUCCCGACACGGCGCUGGUGGAAAGGCUGGACCAGGAGGAGCAGGCCCACAAAGACUGUGAGGAGAGCAGGCCGAAGGCCCGUCGGAGCGCUUCAUGUGGCGAAGGAAUGCAGAGCGCGGUACAGGAGCCGAGGGUGCAUUUAAAUAGAGGUUCUACUGGGGGAGAAUAUUUGACUAAAUAUGAAUAAAUAUGUUCAUUAUUACAGUUGUAGAUUUUUUUUAACUGAAAGCUAAGACAAAAAGCAAUACUGGUGUUGUUUUGGGUAAAAUGCAUUCAAGGCUGGAUGUAUUGGUGCAUCAGUGAAGCUCAUGCAAACUGCUGGGUUCUUAGUUUGCAUGUUCAGUGUGUGGUGAGUGAGAACAUACUGUAUGAAAACCCAUUGUGCUACUGUCAGACUGUGCAGGGACCCCCUUCCAACCAAAGGCCUGGUGAAUGAUGGAACAAGUUUACGUUGUACGCUGUAGCUUUAAUUUAAAUCUGUCAAAUAUACAGUGAAAUUAAACUUUUGAUUCAGGUCAGUGGAUUGUGUCUGGUGUAGGUCUAUAGUGAUUAUUAGUCACUUCAACCCCAAAUAAACCAAAUGCAGAGUAAUACAAUGUCUAAUGAAACUGAUUUAAAGUUUUAAAUUGUCAGAAUAGGUGAUGACUGAUCACAUGUAAUCUGCCUGCAGGCUGUUGGCGUCUGGUCAUAACGCUUCGUAUUACUUCCCUAGAUGUGAAACCGUUUCAUGCUCCGAACCCGUUCAGACCAUUUGAGGUCAGCACACAAUGAGACACGAGCCUGCGGGAAAGAAAUGACCGUGAAUUGUCGGUAAGUUUUUAUUAAACCUUAAGUACAAACUGCAAAAGUAAAAAACAGUCAAUAUAACCAACAUGAGACUCUUUCCAAGUGGCGGGAAAGGCCGAGAUGCGGCACUAAUAAAUUAAGUCACCAGAGACCCCACUGUGAGCAAGUAGUUUAUACUGUAGAAAAUGGAAGAAACAAACAAUAAUAUAACUGAAAUCCUGUCUGAAUAAAAUAUAUUGUAAGGCCAUAAAAACUUGACAACCACUUUUUUUAUGCUGAAAACACCCAACUUGGUAUUUCAUUAAAUAGUCCUAGAACAGUUCAGUCUUCUGCGAGGGACAACGACCAACAAACUGGAUUAUAGGAUUUUCCUUGACAGUCACCACUGGCAAGCUCAGUGCAACAUGAGUAGCUACUACAUUUUUGUUGAAUUUUCAGUAAUGAAAAUGUAAAAACCCAUUUUUUUUUCAACAUAUCUUUUUUUCCCUUUUCUUUAAAAAAGUAAAGCUAAACAAACAAAACUAGGUUGGGGGGCAGUCAUUGGCUACUCAAUAUCUUCUUUCUUAAUGAUAUAAGCAGCACUUAAAAUUUGUAUACACGUUCACCAGAGCAACCCUGUAAGCGUCACACUCACAUGGAUGAAGAAAGGGAAAUGUAAGGCUUUUUCUUCAUCGAGCACUCUUGUCUGAAACUUCUCUAUUCCUUCCUUUCUUUCUUAACCCCAGAAAAAGGCUCAAGUAUUUAAAAAAAUUUACAGGAUUAUGUACAAAAAAAAAUGAUGUUUUGUUUGUGUUGGACUUUUUCCUCUCUGAAAAAUCACUCAAUAUAUCUGGAAAAAGGACAAAAAUGCAAAAGCAAAAAGAUGUUUAAAGAAAAAAAAACUUGGAUUUGAUAUUUCACAUUUUACACUCUUUAUCUAGUGGCUCUACUUGAGAUAACACAUCAACAAACAUAAAAAAACAAAACAAUAAUAAUAAUAAUAUAUAAUAAUUAAUGUUUACUGGUACAGAUGAAACAAGAGGACUGGAAGAAUGGAAUGUUAACACGAUUGCACAUCUAGAACCAGAAAAGCCUGAAAGCCUUUCUGCCCUGUGGGGUGGGGGGGCUGCGUGAGCUGGUUGAUAGCAGGCGCAAACCCCCCAGAUUUUUUAAUUGUGUUGUUAUACAGUAAUUAUAACCAACAGCACCAAUAAAAUGGAUCUCCUCGCCAAGUUUCAGGCACGAUUUUUCACUCGCUAGCGAAGGAGGGAUCCCUCCAUACUACCAGGAAGUGAGGUGAGCGGUGACCUGUCACAGGUCCAGCAGCUGUAGCUCUGCCCCAUCUCACAUCCACCAACGAACAGAAGCAUCCACAAUGACAAAAAAAUACACAAAAGACUUCUUGCCAAAAUCUAGAACAAAGGAAAGCUAAAAUUCAAAAUAGAACUUGGAAGAAAACCAUAUCCAAGUAACGAUAAACCAACAUCAUCUGUCUUUCAAGUUUUUACCUCGCAUCGCCAAACCCCCUUAAAAAAUGCAGGAGCUGCAUCAGGAACGCAUACAAAUCAAUAGAAAAGGACUCUUCUCCUCAAACCAAGGAUAGAGAGACUUUGGGUAACUACUUGAUGUCAUUUUCAUUUAAAAAAUCCAGGGAAGAAAAAAAAAACAAAAAUAAAAGGACGCCUUUUUCUUCGUCCCAUGUUCACAGUUGAGUGACGCGCGAUGAGAAGGGGUGGGUUUCAGUGGGUUCAGGGAAAAGAGUGAUGCAAGACGGCGGUAACAACUGUAACCUUGUUUUAGUGAAAGGAGGCUGGAGGUGAAGGUUAUUUCAGGGCCCAUCAAGUCGUCUGUGAUGGUCACACUUAAUGCUUGUAAUGUUGUUAAGGGGGGUGGGGGCACUAAAAUCAUCCAGAAUAAAAACAAAUUCUUCUUUCACACUAGUGCAAAAAAGACAUCUUGCUUUUCUUUUUUCCCCAUUUUUUUUUCUUUUUUUGCUUUUAUUUUUUUUUUACAAACAAGCCUGUCAUACUAAGGAGGGAGGUGAAUAUUUUUGGAGGGGGGGGGACUGAGGUCAGUUGAGGGUUUUUCUCAAAGCUCAAAAACAAUCUCUUAAAUAUUGGGUGGAUGGAUUGAUAGUGAGCCUGGCUUAAUGUGAAAGGACUGAGGGCGGAGGCGGGGCCUUUACGACACAGCCGCCGCUUUGGGCAUGUGGCUGGAGGACAGACGUGCCAGGGACACCUCCACGGUGGCGCGCUUGCGGGGGCCCCGCUUGGCCGGCGACGCUUUGGGGCUCAAGCCGAGGCAGGGGUCCCCCCCCGCUCCGCUCACCACCACCACGCCACCGCUGUUCUUGAUCAUGGCCCGUCCACACACCUGGUUCACCAAACUGUUGAUUUGCUCCUGAAUGUGGAAAAGAAAGCGACUCAUGUUGAACAAACGCCGUCUGACGUCUCCCCCGUGUGGACAGAGGGGGAACUGCAGCUGCUCACCUCAUCGUAUCGGUACAUCAUCUUAAGGCCUCUGCAGGACUUGUGUUUCUCCACGUAGCGCAGGGCACACUCCAGACAGAAGACCACGUUGUCAGUCUCCUGAACCACCUGCACAAACCCAAGUGAUAAGUAAACAAAAUACAGCUUUACCCAUGUGCACACAGUAACCAGGACUUUUAUUUUGUAAUAAACCAUUAAUAAAGCCUUUUGUGAACGAUGACCUCACCAUGGACAGGUAGCAGAGGUGCUGACAGAUCUGGCAGCGUCGCUCUGACGACUCCAGCGCCAGCCACUUCCCACGGGGCUUCUUGCGCCCGUCACCGGGGACGAGGUUGCCGUCGUGGGUGCCGUAUCGAGCGGAUGACAGCAAACCUGCCUUGUACAGUUCCUGGCGCUGGCGCAUUUCGAUGUUCCUGGCAGACAGACAGGCGUCACUCACGUUGAUAAUAUGACGUCAUAAUGUGUUUAGCACCCUGUAUGUACUGUGUGUGGCUGUCCUACCUGAGGUCUUUGAGUAGGGCGGAGAUGGUGGAGAGGAGGAAGCCGUUGUCCCUCUUGGACUCGGCCGUAGCGAUCUGGUACAGUAGCUUCUCCAUGGAGAACGGCUUGGCUAUGCGGCGACAUUUCAGGUCCUGUGCAAAAAAUAAACAAUUAACUAUUUGUUAGUGCAGCAUGUCAGUACUGCUCCUAUCAUCUAAAGCUUUUCUUAUUUUAGCCACUGCACCACAAUGCAACACCCUGCAUGGAUGCCAUGUUCCCUAAGGAGCAAUCUAUGCUGUGGCUAUGAAUACGUCAACAUAAAUGCUCAUAAUGACUAUAAUGAGGGUCAGUGGUUCAAAAGAUUGCUGAGAACCAAUCUAAAUACAGGCUAGUUGGUUAAAGAUUCAACGUCUGGGCCUCAGUCAAUUUAUCCGUUUCAGUUCCUGCCAGUGUCCACAGGGGGGCGGUGUUGUGACGGAAUAAACGGGAAAAUAAAAGCACUGUAAUGAAACAUU
Messenger RNA from Betta splendens (Siamese fighting fish), 5377 nucleotides. RefSeq names its product dystrobrevin binding protein 1b (gene dtnbp1b). The transcript has 6 exons. Gene Ontology annotation, cellular component: cytoplasm; plasma membrane; synaptic vesicle membrane. The record is from RefSeq and is a predicted model, not a curated record. The coding region runs from base 308 to 1315 and encodes 335 amino acids. Gene Ontology annotation, biological process: anterograde synaptic vesicle transport; regulation of synaptic vesicle exocytosis; negative regulation of protein kinase activity. Lineage: Eukaryota; Metazoa; Chordata; Actinopteri; Anabantiformes; Osphronemidae.